Messenger RNA from Aspergillus saccharolyticus JOP 1030-1, 1308 nucleotides. RefSeq lists its product as uncharacterized. NCBI's taxonomy places the organism in Eukaryota, Fungi, Ascomycota, Eurotiomycetes, Eurotiales, Aspergillaceae. The record is from RefSeq and is a predicted model, not a curated record. The coding region runs from base 234 to 998 and encodes 254 amino acids. Gene Ontology annotation, molecular function: zinc ion binding; DNA binding. The transcript has 5 exons.
UUUUCCUUCUCCACAAGUCCUCUCUAAUAGCUUCGUCUUCGAAUUCCCUCCUUUGCAGUGAUACUUUUCCUUCUAUUUCUCCCCCUUCUCAUACUCUCUGAUUUUUGCCAUCAAGCCAGUUGUUGGGGUUUGACCUUGGCUGCAGCAAAUCCAGCCAGCUUCCGACUCGUGUCGAAACCACGCCAGCACUUGCCGUACGUAACUAACACCGUCGUCACUGCACUGCUGCGCAAAUGGGCGCAUAUCGCUUGGACGAAGCCAGCACCGGCCGUGCCGGCUGCCAGAACAAAGAAUGCAAAGACGCCAAAGUCAAGAUCGCCAAGGGCGAGCUCCGUCAUGGCAGCUGGGUCGACACUGGCGGCUUUCAAAGCUAUAGAUGGCGUCAUUGGGGCUGUGUCACUCCGGUGGUCAUUGAGAACCUAAAGGAAGCUAUUGAGGAGCUGAGUGGUGGGGAUGCGACGGACUACUCGGCGCUGGAUGGAUUUGAUGAGCUCUCGGAGGAGAAUCAGGAGAAGGUUCGUCGGGCAUUGGAGCAGGGUCAUGUGGAUGAUGCGGAUUGGAGGGGUGAUGUCGAGUUCAAUCGCCCUGGUCAGAGAGGGUUCCGCAAGAAGGCUCCCAAGGAAACUGCAGCCAAGGCUAAGGAUGAAGAGGAGGACGAGGAGGACGAAGAGCAGGAGCCUACUCCCAAGAGCAAAAAGCGCAGUCGUGCCCAGCCCAAGAAAGAGCCCAAAGCCGAGGCGGAAGCUGACGGCGACGGUGAGCAGCUAGAAGAAGCUCCCAAGGCUAAGCGGUCGAAAAAGAGCACUCAGUCCAAGCCUGUCUCCGAUGACGAGGAAGCGGCCAAGCCGAAGACUUCCAAGCGCAGCCGUCAAGCAACGUCCAAGGCCGCUGCCGAGGCGCCUGCUGCCACUAAGAAGAGCGCUGCAAAGAAACCGACCAAGGCCGCUGCUGCCGAUGAUGGGGAGAAGCCCAAGCGUGGCCGGAAGAAGGCUGCCUGAUUGUGGUGCCCUGCAUCCAUGACGAGCUGCUGCUUCUGUCAAGCGUCUUUGACCUUGUGCACAGUGUCUUCUGCCAAUAGUAUGCUUUACAUUGUCAUGGUAGUUCGGGAGCGAUUUCCUGUUAUCGUUUGUAUGUAUGGGGGCUUUAUGUAUUUGCAUGCUUGCAGGUAUGUUCUUAUGGUAUGGCGUGGGGGAGGUAGGUGUACUUGAGGACGAACGUCUAAGAUGAGGGCGAGAAUUUCGAGGCUAUCAUGGAUAUGCAUUCAUUGGUAUCCUAGGUUGUACACAUAACGUAAUGAGCAUUUCACAC